UGUCGUGUGUGUAUAUAUUACUGUAUAGACGACUCCUUUUGUCGUUCCUGGGCCUACGCACACGCCACAACACAGACACUUGGCCUCGCUCGACCUUCACUGCAUCGCCAAAAAGAAAAGAAAAAGAAAAGCAGCUGCCAUCACUUCGUCAUGUCUUCCCAACCCUUUGGUGGCCUCCCAGCCUCGCCGCGCGCAAACCGCCACAUGCAGACACUGUCUCCACUCGACACAUCGUUUCCCUUGGACAAGCCACAUGCAUCGUCGCCGCUGUCGGCCAACUCAGAAAAGCCGGCGCCCAAGAGGGACAUCUUCGCCGAGGCCACCAUCCCGCUGAGCCCUGUGUCGUCGACGUCGAGCUCGCCAUACAAGGAGAACCCGUUCGAGGGCCUCGAGCCACGGAAGCGCAGCGGCUUCGCACGUCUCUUUUGCUGUCUCGGCCGCGAAGAGCGCGCGCGCCGCCGGAUGAACCGCCACAUGGAGUUUGAGAAGGUUGGCGAGAAGUGCCACUGGACCGAGUACUAGACUCGUCGACAUUGACAUGAUGGACAUGUGCGCACCGAGCCCGCCAACGAAACAUGUGACAGGCCGGAUAUCCAUCGUAACACGUGCCGACGCCUUGCGCGCCGAAGCCCAAAACGUCUGGGUCGCAACGAUGCUCAAUGCGGCCGUGGUCUUCGCAACCGUUGGAGCACCACCUUUUCUUCUCUUCAUCUGUAUACC
Messenger RNA from Exserohilum turcica Et28A, 720 nucleotides. RefSeq lists its product as uncharacterized. Lineage: Eukaryota; Fungi; Ascomycota; Dothideomycetes; Pleosporales; Pleosporaceae. The record is from RefSeq and is a predicted model, not a curated record. Bases 151 to 522 code for a protein of 123 amino acids. The transcript has a single exon.